AUGAUUAGGUUCCAAGAUUCGAGGCACCAUUGUUUCCGGGUCUACGAACUUUCCAUUGUGGAACUCCAGUUCUUCAGUUUCCUCCCACAGCAGAGUUGCGCUGAAAGUCUCCUGAUCUGGGGUUACCGCAAGUCUAGAGAGUGCGUCUGCAUCCUUCAGGUGUUCUCCAGAAAGGACACAGGAGAAGCGGUAGACUUCCAGCUUGCAAGCGGGUGUCUUUCAUCAGCUCGUGUGGCAGUUGGGCGCCUUGCACCAGGCAUCACGGGCUGCCGCUUGGGUCCCGAGUCUUCCGUCUGUGGCAAGAGCGGCAGCGCAAACGAGAGCAACGUCGACGACUGGAAGAAACACACGUUGGCUUCAUUGCUUAGAGAGUAUGGUGCAGAUGAUGUGUACAACCUUGACGAGCCAGCCAUUUCUUACAAGAUGCUGCCCACAAAAACGUCCGCAGCAAAGAACACCGCGGUCAGGGGUCGAAAGCAGGGCAAGGAAAGAAUUACCAUUCUGUUCAGCACGAAUAUGUGCGGUAAACACAAGCUGCCGCUACUCGCAGUUGGAAAGAAUGGGAAGCCUCGCUGCUUUAAAAAUGCACAGCUGCCACCAAGGGAUGAGCUUAUCUACUGCCACAACAAGAAAGCCUGGGUCACAGGCGCAAUAUUUGAAGAUUACGUUUGGCAGCUUGACCGCAAGUUUGCGGCCACAGACAGGAAUGUACUCUUCAUUGUUGACAAUUGCCUGGCGCAUGGGGACAUCCCACACCUGAAAGCUAUUAGGAUGGUAUUUAAUCCUCUUAACACCACGUCGAUCUUGCAGCCAAUGGACCAAGGGGUCAUUCACCACACGAGGAAGAUUUACUGCCACCACCUGCUCAAGCUCAUGGUCCUUUGCUAUGACAACGGCAAGGAGUGCUCCAUUGACUUCCUUGGGGCCAUAUGUCAUAUUGUGUAUCCAUGGAAGCAAGUGGAACCCACUUUGAUCAUGCGGCGCUUUGAACACGCUGCCUUCUCGAAGGAAAGCACCGUUGAUGCUGAUGCUUGCUAUUCUUCAUGUGCACUUGAUGAAAAAGGAGCCGAGUCUUGCGACCACAUCAAUGUACUCUGCGUAGAGGAUAGCGAAUCUGGUGCGGUCGACUUCGCCGAGUAUCUGAACUUUGAAAAUGGUCAACAAGUGUGCUACUCAGACUUUAAGAGUGAAGCUACCGCUGAUGCAACCAUGUGCGAUGACAGCGAUGACGACGACGCUAACGAGGCCUCCCCAGCACCCGCUCUCAGGUACCAAUUUCCUUGA
Molecule: messenger RNA, 1284 nt
Organism: Dermacentor andersoni
Lineage: Eukaryota; Metazoa; Arthropoda; Arachnida; Ixodida; Ixodidae
Source: RefSeq, a predicted model, not a curated record